AGAAUUUAUUUUCCUUUCAUUUCCUUCCUGAUGACAACUAGUUUAUUCAGAAAGGUUGCAGAUUGUUGAACGUGGAGUAUCAGCUAUAUGGGAAAUGGUGCCAGUAUAUAUUUCAAACAUUUGAAGUUUUAUUUUUAGGCUGAGUAACACCAGAGACAGUACACUAACAAAAAGGCUUACAACUACAAAAAAAAAAGACACUGCAUCCAUUAGUCAUGGGAUUUGAUGGAAUAAAAGCUGUCAUCUUUGAUCUGGAUAACACUCUCAUAGAUACUACUGGAGCUGGUAAUAAAGCUAUUUUGCAGGUUAAAAGUUUAUUAAGAGCUAAAUUCCAUUGUCCUGAUGACCACAUUAAUGCUAUCUGUGAAAAGUUCCAAGAAAAACUGCUUACAGAAUCCUUCCGCUCCACAGCACUAAAUACAGAUGAUGCAAGAAUUUUGCACUGGGACACAGCCAUUCGAGAAGUCACUGGUGAUGAAACAAAUGGGCCUUUAUCUACAGAAUGUUAUUUUUUGUGGAAAUCAACACGUAUGCAGUACUUUUCAUUCUCAGAUGAUGUUCAAAAUAUGCUAACAGAGCUUCGAAAGUCAUUUAAGUUACUACUUUUAACCAAUGGUGCCCCACAAGUACAAAGAGAAAAGGUAGAAAUUUGCUGCUGUCAGACCUACUUUGAUGCUGUUGUUCUUGCAGGUGAACACACUGAGGAAAAACCAGCACCUUCUAUAUUCCACCACUGUUGCAAUAUCCUGGGAGUUGAACCGCAGGUCUGUGUUAUGGUUGGAGAUUCAUUGGACACUGAUAUCCUGGGAGGUUUAAAUGCUGGGUUGAAAGCCACAAUCUGGAUCAAUAAUAGUGGCAGAGCCCUCACAGAGGGCUCCCCUUUACCUCACUAUACUGUAUCCUCUGUGCUGGAAGUACCUCAGGUGCUGAAAAAUAUUAAAAAAGAAGGCAUCUGUAAGAACUGACCAGAUGUGUGAGACAUAUGAUUGCCAAAUUAGGAGACUGAUUGUUUUUAAAAUUUGAAUUAUUUUUCUGCAUUUUCAGACUAAUUCAGAUUUCUGCUAAUCUGCACUUCAAAAAGUUUUGUAACACAGUAUACAAAUUUUUAAAUGCAACAAUGACUGGAUUUGGAUGAUGGUGCUACAUUAAGAAACUCCAUUCCAUGUUGGUAAAUAUUCUAAGACCAGAUUUGAUCCUAAAAAUGAGUGGGAGGCACAGGAAAAACAUUCCAUCAAAUGUUAAUCAAGCAAGAACAACAGUGCAGUUCAAUUAUCUUUGUAUAUUUUCUGUUUUUUUUUUACUUUGCUGUGAUAGGGCACCCCCAUUAUGGGAUACUUGGUGGGGGCAUGUCUUUAUAGCUCGAAUGGUACUGUUUAAGAUCUGCUGUGCAGUAAAAAUUAGUGUAAAUUUACUUUGUCCAUCUGAGCCCAAUUUUCCAUGUUCAGUGGCUGACUACAGACUUGCCCUACUUUUACCUUAUCUUGGCAGCAUUACUGAAGCUUGUAAGGUGCAUGUACAAAAGAUAAAUCUUGGUGACACAUGUACGGGGUUAUUAGACCUUGGGGAAGUUUGAAGAUUAAUGAUAUUCAGUUCAGUACAAAAUGAGGGACUCACAUUCAUUAUGAAAGUCAGUGCCAACUCCAGUGACCAGGGCUGUGGGCCGAACACUAAAAUCCUGUCUGUUAUAGUGCUUCUGUAGUUCUCUAAUGUAUCAGUGAAGUGUUUAGAAUUAGAUUUUGUCAUUGCUGGAAAUGAACUUGAAAGUGUGGGAAUAGGACAUCUUGGUUCUAUAGAUAAGGAUUCAUCAUAUUUGUCAAAGAUGAAAAUAUCUUUUGAGGCACAUACAGUAGAUUGGGAUGAUUACAAUCUAAACAAAAACUUUAAAAGGGAGAAAGGGUUAAAAUGUAGAAAAAGAACAGAGUAUUAAGUCACUGAGGAAAAGACAUUUAGUGAUUUCUGUUUUUGUCCUAAACAACUUAAUAAGGUGAACAGAUUAAGAAGAGAGACACAAACCAAUUGAAUGGGAAUUUAAAAGCCAAUGGAGGGUGUUUGUAGGAGUUGGCAAUAAAAAGAUAAACUACAUAUGCAAGUGUAUUCUUUGAUAGUAAAAAAGUAGUUCCCCUUUAUGGCACAGAUGUUAGGAUUCCCUCCAAUAUCUAACUUUCAGGCCUCUAACCCAACUCUGCUUUGGGCUACAUGUUAUUGUUUCUUAUACUAUGCCACCAACACUGCACCCCCAUAAGCCCAACAGUUUUUCAGAAUUUUCUUGUGGUUUCUUUUCACAAUUUCCAUUGGUUCCCUGGAUGAUGGGCUUGCUUCUGAUUGGCUACCCUCAAAUUCCCUGACUGAUAACAGUAGGUAACCCCAGUAAGCCCCAUUAAGCCCCUUAGUCACUCUUUUAUGUUGGUAGUUUUUCAUUCAGACCUUUGAUGCCUGUUGGUGCAGCAUUCCCAAGAAUGAACCCCUCAAAUCACAGAUUAUUUGAGCUGCUAUCUACAUCACUUCAUUUUCAUUAAAACCAUUAAGGCUGUAAAUGAAACUGUGCUGUCUGAAUUAAUCUUAUGCUGGGACAAAGGCAGCUACGAGUAUUCUGUCCAGAAGUUGCAAUGAAAAGUCUUUUUUCUUGCUAAUGAAAAACUCGUACAGCUCUGUGAUUUAUUUUCAGUUCAGAUUGGAAUUUAUUACACAAACCUUUUGAAAUUAAAUUUGUUUUUUGUUUUUUUUGAUUUUUCUUCCACAAAGACUGAUUGGAUCACUAUAGCAAGUGAUAGUGAUAGUCCAUCCUCACAACACUUGAAUACACCUUUGGUUUGCCAGAUCUGAAAGGGCUUGGACCUACAGAGGAUCUCCCCAAGGAGGUCUCUUUCCAUAUUUGAAACUGCAUGAAAGAGUCUCUGAAUUCCUUUAGAAAAGAUAUUGAAACUGCAGUGGUGACCCCCACAGUUCCAGAGUUGGAUCAAAGAUCUUGACAAGAAGCCAAAACAGCUCAGUACUUUGCAGUAGAAUGAACUGUACAUAGAAGGAAGCCUAGAUGAAAAGUAUAACCCUUGGGGCUUAUAAAUAUCUUAACUAACCACUUUGCUGAAUAUGGGUGCAAGUUAAUGAAAAAGAUUGUCUGGAUUCCCUUGAAAUGCAGCCAUAUGUGAAAAGCCAGCCUAAGAGUAGAUUUAAAAGUAACUGAACAAAAAUAAUGACUGACUGCUUCAGCAGUAUGUCAAGAAAUACAAGCUUGUCUACCAAUAUGCUGAUAAACAAAUAUGACCUGUAAUUUCAGAGAAGACUGAAACAUACCAGAGGGGACAACAAGGACUAGAUAGCCUCCCAGUCCUUUAGCUAUAAACAUGACUAUUCACCCACCACUGCUAUUGACUUGAUAAUCCCUUUACCAAAUCCCCUAACCUUUUCAUAAAAGGUCAGCAGCCCACCAGCAACAGCUUACUCAGCAGGUAGGAUUUUUAUUAUUGGACCAUGGCUGAAGGCACCUCAAGAGGCGGGCCCAUCAAGAUUGGAUUUCCAAUUCAGCUGCUAAGGAGAUACUCAUACUUUGUCACAAAUCUCCAUGUCCAGAAGUAACAGGAUGAAGUCCAACACAGCAGACCAUCACCCACAUAAAAAAUCAAACUAGAUAAUGAUCACAAAGAGAGCAAUAAACCUGAUCCACCUGUAACUUCCAUCCCCAAAGAUGAGAGAGGAGGAAAGCAGGAUUUGCCAGAAACAAGAGGUGCAUAUGGAGGAACAUGGCCAAGCUGGAAUUUGCAGAAUCCAACUAAUGUACCCCUCCCCUGCCCAGUAAAUCUGUGAUCAUAAACAGCUCUGGCAAGAAGUUUUAGGAGUGGAAUUCAAAGUAUUUGAAAAGGGUUCACAUAUUUUCCACACUAGCAGGGCCAGCAUGCAGUCCACUACCUUUUCAUACAAUAACAUCUGUAAGGGUACUGAACCACCAAAUAUGACAUUAGAACUACUUCAGACCACUCCAUCACCAGAGCAUUACAUCUAUUUACCAUUACAUUUAGUGGGGAAUAUCUCCCCAUGUAAAAUCCAAAUAACCUGUGAUAUUCUAUGGCUAAUACUGGACAAAAAUUUCCCUUGUAAUGAAAAGUUUUUCAGAGGGACCAACAAUGUAGUUAUGAGGUAGCUUCAUUGUCCUGAUGGUGCAGAGAGCAAAUUUAUACUGCAAAGUUCAGAUUAUUCCUGUCAUUCCUCUGCUGUUAUUCUGGAUACUUUGGUGACAUCUUUUUUGUUACAGAAGACUAGCUGUCAGCUGCAGGACAGUUUCAUGCAGCAUAUUAACAGCUCAACAUCUUUUCUGAGAUUCACUGUCAACUCAAGCCCUCAAAGAAUGCAAGAAACUAGGCAGUCUUCAGAUCCUCACAGACCAUUAUCAAAAAAACCAUAAGGAUAGAUGGUCAGCUACUUACAGGUUAUAUGCACCCUUUCCACACCACUAAAAGAAACAUUGUGAAGUCACAGUUGCUUAGGUUAGUGAGAAUUACAACUGAAAUGGAGAAUUUUGAAAAGAAUAUGGUGCAUUUAAAGGAAGAAUUCCUCAAGAGGGCAUACAGUGUUCCAGAGGUUGAUUAUAUUUUCCAACCUAUUCCCGAGCAACGAUGCCAAAAUUUAACAGUAUCUGGACCAACCCUUUUCCCUGCAUAGUUAAUAACCACCUUAAAACUAGGUGCUGACAUAAGGGCACCAAGCCACAGUUGUUUCCCCAGUGCCAUGGCUGUUCUUGCACAGUGUAUUCCCAUCCUUUAUUAAGGAUAUUGUCAAGACUAACCAGAAGAUUAUAGAUGAAAAUGGAGGACUCUUCUGACAGCUUGGUGUAAGGCCCAAUUUCUACAAAAAAGCAAGAAACAUUAAUGUUUAGGAGUCUAUCUUGGAAGAGCAGCUUUCUCAGUCCUACCACCACUCUCCUGUAGAGGGAAUAUUUCCUUGGAAAAAAUGCAGUUGUGGUUUCACCAGUAGGCCACAUUGGUUCACAUCACCAUAGAAUAGAGUAUACCCCCUUGAGAUUCCAAUAUUGUCUGAGACAUCUUGUUUCUAUAUGGUACACUGAAUGUAAGAGUUUCUAUGCAAGCAAGACCAUAGGCAAAUUAUCAAAAUAUAUAAGCACCUUUAUACUCUAUAGAACAAAUGCAGUCAUAAUGCCAUGUAUAGAGAUCAAAUUGGCUCACAUCAUAAGGCCGUGUAUGCGUAGUUGGUUCACGACAUCCCAAAAGCUUCAUAGUUUCAUAGAAGAUUACUAGGCUGAUGGCUUAAGGGCCCUUACAAGCCUAGAAAAUAAAGCCUGAAUUUACCCAAUAUAUGGCCUCUAUGGGCAAGAGGAUGGCAUGGAUUUGUAACUGUGCAAUAUGUUACAGAUUGCCUCUAUCCAUAAAGGACAUAGGCACUACCCUAGGUGUGAAUUUGUGAUUUCCCCAUCCAUUGAUCCAAAUUGCAUUGAAGAGGAUCAGGUAAGGGCUCUGCUUAAUGUGAAUAGGAAGCCUGCUUCAAAGAAGGGGCAAUCUCUGAGACAUAUCUGUCUGUCCAGCAUGUUUUGUUUGAGUUGAUGGCUAAGUUUAGAUCCCUAUAUCAGGUGACCUUCAUGCUCUUUGACUUGCGGAUGUGUAGCGGCUCCAUCAGAGCUGGAUUUGUGACUGCCUUAUAGGUCGGGCAUAGGUCACCCCUUAUAGUCAGUACACCCUGUAUGUAUUUUCUUUGUGAGGAACCUCUGAAAUCGUUCCAGCUGGUGUAAGUACCUAGUCCAGUAUAUGCCAAGUGGAGCAUUGUACAGCAGGACUAUAAUUUCCUUGGAUCUGGAUGCCAUACCUUUACUUAUAAGUUGUGCCACAUAAAAGGACGUCCUUACCACUGUGAACACAUGAUGGUCCAAAGUUCAGGCUACUGUCUGUCUGUGUACCUAGAUCUCUCUCCUCUGAGUCCACUCUUAGGGGUGUGCUACUGAUAUUGUAAUUUGCAGGGGUAUUUGACUUCCCAAAUAGAAUGAUGAUGUUAAUGUUAGGCUUUCGAUCUGGAGAAACAUUUGCAGCCUAGCCACAAAAAUCCCAAAUUGUAUUACCCACAGGUGUGAAUAAUUAAUACCCAGUUACAAAUCACUUCAGUGAGGAUUUAGGAGGCAGACCCAAGAUGCAUUUAAUACAUAAAUUUGAACAAUUUCAAUGAGGGCUUGAGAAACCAGACCUGAGAUAUACUUACAAUUGCCCAGCCAUUUGUCCAGGUUAUGCUUAGAGAGUUGGGAAGUGUCUUUGUUUUACAUCCAAGGGACACUUUUUACAUAAAGGAUGAAUUCUUUUGGAGAGAUCUGCAUCUCGCCUAUAGGUCCUAUUUAUAUUUUAUUAGAAAUUUAAAUCCCUUGAGCAGGUGUUUAGGGUGGUGUUUGUUUAUGGAUGUUUCAAAACCACAUAGGACUGAAUCCUUUGAGGCUCUGUAGGGAGUUUGCAGAAAACAAAAAAAGAGCAGACACACUGAGGUGAUCUCUGUAGCUCAUGGGGAGUCAUGCCCUUGAUUGUCUUGAUGAGGAAACACUGCAGUCUUUUUAGCUGAGUCAUAUGCUUAGAAAAGUGCAUACCAACGAAGGCAUUAUACUCUAUUAUGGGCUUAAUGAAGGAGAAGUAGAGAGGGAUGAUAACUUCCUUGGUAAUCACUCCGGUCAGAUAAAAGUAUUCUUGAAUAAGAGUGGAUACAUGAUGAUCAAAGGAUAGUUCAUUAUCAAUGAAAGUGCCCAAGUCCCUGAUGACUGAAUUAACAUUCAAAGGGGUGUUAUCUGUGUGAUUAGUGAAUAGUUGCCCUUAUUUGCUAAAGGACACAGUACUGCAUAGAAUGGCCUUUAGUUUAAGGCUAUGGUCCACUCACCAUUUAUGUUGCAUGGUAGGCCCUCCUUGAGAAUCUGGAAGUCAAAUGAAAAUUUACGACUGCUCUGAGUUUGCAGUCAUCUGCAAACUUAGCCACAGGCACUUGUUGUCAGUCUUAACAUCACAGAAAUAAAUAAUCUUAGGACUGAUCCUUGGGAGACACUGUAGGUAACUACUCUUUUUGAUGAGUGUGUGCCACCAACACUAAUAGCUUGGGUUCUGUCAGUAAGCCAAGUUGCUAUUUGGCUAGUAACAUAUAGGGGGUUAUGUUUAAUUUGAUUAGCUUAUCGAUAAUGCCAAAAUGUGGACUAGUAUCACAGGCUUUACCAGCUCCAGAUAGGCAGUGUGAGUCAAUUUGCCUGCAUGUAAUGCCUCAAUGACCUGUUCAAAGAAGUCCACCAAGUUCAGGAGGCAAGAUCUGCCUGUAAAAAUCUCAAACUGGCCUGAGUCCAAUGCUUGUAGACUGCCUGUAUUUGUGCUAAUAAGUUCCGUAAUGAUACAUUCCAUUGCUUUACAGAUAAGGCUGGUGAGGUUUAUACAUCUAUAGUUCCCAAGGUCAGUAGUAGAGCACCCCCUUGUGGAGUGGCAUAUCUACAGUGGUUCUUCAUACCUCUGGUCCACCAAAGAGGUUUAGAUUAAAUGACCAGGCUUUUGUCCUUCAUGCAGGUAUAUUUUCCACUAUAACAUAAAUAGGAAAUACUAGUAUGAGCAUUUCUGCAACUUAAAGCCAACACAUGCUCUUCCUCAGCCUGUUUGCUGUUUUGAAGUGAUUCCCACCCCACUUCCCCCCAUUCUUUAAGUUUUAUUUUACCAGUCCUUGCAUCUUUCCCUUUCAGUUGAUGUAUUAAUCCAUUGAGGCUGAAACCCAUACAUUUUAAGUUAUAGUCUUCUUAGAUUGACAUUACCUAGCAAUCGGUUUUAUUUUAUCCCCCUUUUCUAACAGUUUGCAUUCAGAUUUUUUUAGCUUUAGUGCAGUUAAAGUAUUGAUGCGUUGGUCACACCAAAGUCUGAAUAAUACAUAAUGGUUAUGUUUUAGAUCCACCCACCAUUACUACGUUGAGACUGCCCUUUUACAAUUUAUACCUCUGUAUUUCCAUAGUUGGUUAUUGGUUUCUUAUUGCUGUUCCUUGAAAACAAAGUGUGAUUUAGCUUUGUACUUUGACAAGUGCCCUGUUUUUACUGAUUGGCCUUACUAUAUAUGAGAUAAAUUUACUUGUAUACCACUUGGCACUUUAAAUCACUUCCAGUUGCAUAUAGCAUCUGAAGAAGUUUCCAUUCAGGAGAUUCAGGCAAACUUUCAAGGUCUUUCCACUGCAAGAGUUUCACCAGCAUAUUUCCACAAGUUCCAUCAGAGUAUUCUCAUUCAUCUGGCGAAACUUGUUUUUUUCCUGGUGUCCCAUUUCUUUAGAAAUUAGGUUGCCUUUCCUUGCCAUAUGGAAUUAGCUCUGAGAGCUUCUUUUGGUUGAACAGUAAGACUUGCCGUGCUAUGACUGGAUGUUGUCCACCAACAGGUGAUUGGUCUGACUUUCUCAAAUAAAACCACUUUUUUUUACUGUCCUAAUUCUCUGGUUACUGCAACCCCAGGUAUAAAAGUGUUAGUACUUGUACAUCUGCCAGCGGCAGAUCACUGAACCAGUCCACGGUGUUCCUAUUGUAGGUUAAGUAUUCAGAACCCUAUUGGUCAUUACAACUCCUGAACAUGGAUAUUAUUGGUAUUUAGGCAUACCUUUGUUUGACAUUUAGAAGUCCUCUCACUCAUGGUUGUUCAGACCUUUUCCUUCUCCUUCCUCUCCACUAGUUGAUUGACAGGUUUCUUGCCUCUUAUCUUUGCCCAUCCCAUAGAUGUGCCAGGCUUAUGCUUCCAUGUCAUUGGAGCAUAUUUUCUCUAAAGUUGAUUGGUUAGACCAUUUUGUCUGCAUUUUAUCUUAUUAUUCAUUCCACUGGUGCACAAAAUGCUUCCUCCUCACUGGAAUGCUUUUUUGUCAUAUAAAAGUGGAUGGAACAUUAUUAAUUGGCUUAGUUUCUGGUGUCAUUCUAGGGGGUGGAAUAUUUGUUAGCAUGGAAGGAGAUGGUCAACAGACCACGCUACUUUGUUAAGGAUGGCCUGCACUUCUCCCCUUUCGGCUUUCGAAUAUUAGUGAAAACAUUGUCUUCCCCCAUAGUGCGCUUUUUAGGCAAUGCCAAACUAAAAGUACUUAAGACAUAGCAAAUCAAAACCAAGAAAAUCUGGUACUUUUCCGUUAUCGGGGCAACAUUGAAAAUGCGGUCGCUGAGCUACUUAUGUACACAGAAAAGAAAACGAAGAAGGUCAAACAUGUUGGUUCACUUCAUAUAUCCCUUCAUAUAUCUUUGUCACACUCAUACCUAGGGCUCUGACACUUUAUUUCCUCCUCCGUCUUAAUUAUGAAUAAUUUGCAGUCAGUAUGUUAACAUUAACCAGUUGUUGUGUAAGAGGUGACAUAAUUUCCUCAGAGCUCCUUUCUACAGUUGCUCACUGCUGAUGUUGGGUGUACUUGUUCAUAUAUAUUUUUUUAAAGUCCUUAUAGUUUUUCUUGUCUGGAUUUCACGACUGUUAGUGGACGUUGUUUUCAAUCUGUCUGAUUAGUACGAGCGUGUACGCUGGGAUCAGAAUCUCAGUGAGAUAUACCGGCAGAUUUAUAUGUCAGACAAGUGCCUAAUAGUUAAAAUUAACAGUUCAGUGUAGCCCCUUGAAGCAGAAAUCUUUCAAUAAUAUACCUGAAGUGCCUUAAUGAACAGAGCCGUAAACAUAUUUAGGUACCCAUAUAUAUAUUAAUAGCCGUAUUGUAAUCAGAGCUUUGGUGAGACAGUGUACAGUAUCUAAAAUACUUUGCUCCUCCUCCUUUAAAAAAAAAACCUUGAGACUUCCAAAAAGGGAAACGGAACAACCUAACAGUAAAUAUGCUCCCUCACUGUCCACUUGUGAGUGUUCUGUUUGCGGAGGUAACUUCCCCUAUGUAGAUAGCUGGCGCUGAAAAUGUAGUUUGCCGGGGUGGUUACAAAAGCAUUUAAAAGACACAUUUCACUUUUUUUUUUUUUUAGGUGCAUUUCAGUAAAUAAGCAAAGUAAUACAAUUACCAGCUUCACUUUUUUUCCUUUUUUUUUUUUUUGCCAUUGCAUCCCUUACAUACUGUAAUAUACUGUAAAUAGCUGUGUGUAGUGCUGCUGUUAACCAGGGUGUGUAUGCAUAAGAAAUGCUGCCCAAACUAUACCUAAAAUCAGGAGUUGUAAAACAAUCAUACGAAAAAAAAAAAUUUUAUAAAGUCUUUUCAGCUUGAACCCUAUUAUAUAUUAUCUAUUUUGUUUACCCAACAUAUAUUUUAGCAAUAGUAGUAUCGUACAUUCUGUCAUUUAACAGUAAAGUAAUAUUUACUGAAAAUUGCUUUUAAAAAAAACAAGUAAUUCUAAAAUUCAUUUAAACUAUAUUGUCGUACAAUUUUGUAUGGAUAAUCACAAACCAGUUAUAGGUGUCAGUUUUCAUUAUAAUGUAAUAGUUAACACAUGCUUGGAAUGUACAGAUAACAGCUUAGAAUGUUUCUGUCAAAGAUAAUGAACAUCUUGUAAAUCCUGUCAAAAGUAAAGGAGUUAUUUCCCCUUAAGAUGGAUUUCCCUAUCUGGCAGUUGCCCAUGGAUGGCUUGAGGAGUCUCGUAUACCACUCCUUACUGCACUGAGGUUUAUAUUUCUGGUGCCAGGAAUUAACAUCUAUUGAGUUUUGUGAACUUAGUUACAGAUGAAUCACAACACCACCGUGGACUGGAAUAACUAUAUGCAAGACGUGUGUGCUACUUCAUUACUUUCAAAGCCUUCAGUUAAAAUUGGUGGUGUAAACAAAAUUGUGGAGGUUGAUGAAAGUCUUUUCACUAAAAGAAAAUCUAAUGUUGGUCGUGUUUUACAACAGCAAUGGGUUUUUGAAGGAUUAUGUCGUGAGACUAAAUGUUUUCUUGUAGCUGUCCCUGACCGUUCUGCCCAAACCUUACUAAGUGCCAUCCAGAAUGUAGUGGAAGGCAGUACUGUCUUCUGUAAUUGCUGGAAAGCAUAUAAAUCUGAUGAACUGAGGGAUGCAAGAUGCGAACACUUCACUGUAAAUCAUACCUAUAAUUUUGUGGAUCCAGACAGUGGAUGCCAUACACAACAUGUGGAGAGAUUAUGGGGAAGUGCAAAGUGGUGCAAUAAAAGACAUCGCGGUAGUGACAGACAUCACCUUGACUCAUACGUGGCUGAGUUUAUGUGGAGACGUGGUAACCUUAAGAAUUCACUAUUUUCCACAAUGUUGACAGAUAUUUCUAGCUUUAUGUCUCCAGAAUAACUAUUACCAAAUUCCUUUAUUAUAACUUAAUUACAGUUUUACACACACUAUUUUAAAGUUAAUGUUACAAAUUUUUCUUAUUUGUGUUUCCUGUCAUUCAUUAACAAAUAAAAUUACAGUAAGUAUUUUACAUUUUCAUCUGAUUUCAAAAUACGUUACUUAUAUGAAGUCACCGAAAUGAGUGGGGAAGGGAGUGAUAGAGGCUUGGCUCAGAGGUGUGAUGAGCAAUAGUCAAUCAUAUUUUGACUUAACUGUGUUAAGUAAAUUUAAAGUAAUACACAAAAAAAAAAUAACAUGUUAUCUGAUUUUGUUGAAUUCAUUAAGUUUUUUACUUUCUGUUGUAAAUUAUCGGGCCAGCACUUUCAAUACGAUCGUUCCCUUGUAAUCUACUAACUCGUGUAGAAAGUGUUGCCUUGGUACAGAAAAACAUUGUAUAGUCCAGGCAUGUUACCUGAAAGGCUUAUUUUAUUUCUUUUAUAUUUGCUGCUUGACAUUUGCUCCCAUGCUUCGUUGCUGCUGUCUAGUACUAGUAACACUAAACACUUUUCUUACUAAGUGCAAACAAAUACUAUUGACAGCAGACUCAGUAGGUUAAUUGUUGUUUUCUUCUUUCCCUCUUUUAGUAUGUGUGGUCCAGUUCUCGAUAUUAUAAUAAUAAUAAUAAUAAUAAUAAUAAAGUAAUUAAGUAAGUACUGCUUUACGAGCUCUAGCCAUGUUCUUGUCAUUACUCACUUCUGCACAGUAUUGCAUUUGGUAGUGUGCAAGCAGGUACAGGAACUCAGUGCUAGAUAUCUAAUACAAAAAUCCAAGAUAUGAAAAAUUUAUUUAACAUAUACUGCAAGAUUUCACAGAAGACGAAUGUGAAUAGAAGUUACAAUUAAUGAUGAAAGCAAGGGCCUCAUUUCAUGAAUAAUGUUUCAAUAUUAAAACGUAUAACUGAACAAAAGAAGAAUGGUAACGCGUCUAAAUUUGCAGAUGUAAAACAGGUCAAUUCCUGAAUCCUUCUGCUCAUUUUAAUGCCCUAUUUCACAACUGGGCCAUUUUUUUCUUGGAUCUUCACUCUACCUUAUUAUUUCAAGGUCCUUCAGCUAUAGAAUUGUUAUACUGUUCUAUUAUUAUAUUUUUAUUACUGUCUGUAACAUUUACUGAAAAGACAGAAAAAUAUAUUGCCUCUUACAAUACCAAUACAGUGAUUGAUUUUCAUUUUUUUGAAAACGGGGACAUGUAGCCUUCCACCGUAAUAAGCCAUAAUCAAUAUAUUUCAUAAGAAUGUUCUAUUCCUUGCUCACUGAAUAUCAGGCUCCCCUCUCACUCUGCAUUGCAUUAAGCGGAAUGUGACAGAUUACAUUGUGCAAGAAUAAACAGUGGAAUUAAUAAAUA
Messenger RNA from Protopterus annectens (West African lungfish), 12556 nucleotides. It is a transcript of the gene NANP, whose product is annotated as N-acetylneuraminic acid phosphatase. The coding region runs from base 216 to 965 and encodes 249 amino acids. Gene Ontology annotation, molecular function: hydrolase activity. NCBI's taxonomy places the organism in Eukaryota, Metazoa, Chordata, Ceratodontiformes, Protopteridae. The record is from RefSeq and is a predicted model, not a curated record. The transcript is spliced from 3 exons.